AUUUUCCUCCUAGCCAAACACCAACCACCCAAUCAUCAUCACCACGCAAGAAGAAAUGAACCCUGAUUCCUUCAAGUGCAGCCGGUGUUCCAAAGUUUUUCCUACUUGUUAUCACCUCUACGCCCACUUGCAUGUCCAUCGAUUUCGUGAUAAUGGUGGCGCACCACCACCUCCUCCUCAAUUUUUCAAUCGUCUCCCUUAUGUUGAUAGAGACGACGAAGUUAAUCCGCAGUCUCUGACACUGUCAAUUGGGAGAUCCAAAGUCAUUGAUCAUGAUACAUUGGGUUUAACCAUGGGGGAGAUCCUUUGGAGGCAAUACAGGACCUGUCGCUACCAUCCUUACUUGAAACCGACUAACAAGGGCAAGGAGCCUCUAUAUGUUGAGACUGUGGAUGAUAAUUUUUUGACAUUGGAUCUACUAAGAGAAUGGACGCCAAUGAGAGGUUUUGAUGUGCAUGAUUAUGACUCAUGGAGUUCCUCUUCAAGCCCUAUUUCUAAUGCUUCAACUAGUUGUGAAAUUGAUCUGAUAAGUCUAGAUGGAGGGGACAAGUUGGAUCUGGAUUUGAAGCUAGGGUUUUGAUAAUUUAGUUUCUCUUUUUUACGCAUGUGCUUGUUUGUUAGACUUAUGUUGUUUAUGGUGUAGUUGUGAUUUUGGGUCUAUGUUGAUUAAGUCAACCCUUUUUCAGAUGAACAAUAUGGAGGAAUUGCAGUACCCAAAACUCAACCAUUGUGAUAAUCAGUCUAGGAGUGGUGUUAAUUUUCAUGUGUGGCUUUGCUUGUAGUAGCGUGAUGUGUGUUGGUAACUUUAAAUCUUAUCAAAAUGUAGCGUCUUUGUUUCAUAAUUAAAUAAUGGAGCGCUUAAUUUGUCUGAAAUGCUUUUGGUUUCCCGUUCUCCUGCAGAUCUUUUUAUUAUGGUAAUUGAUGAUCCCAUAAUAUAGAUUAAUCAUAUGC
Molecule: messenger RNA, 951 nt
Organism: Rubroshorea leprosula
Lineage: Eukaryota; Viridiplantae; Streptophyta; Magnoliopsida; Malvales; Dipterocarpaceae
Source: the annotation of a GenBank genome assembly